Notodromas monacha is the source of this 685-nucleotide messenger RNA. NCBI's taxonomy places the organism in Eukaryota, Metazoa, Arthropoda, Ostracoda, Podocopida, Cyprididae. The record is from the annotation of a GenBank genome assembly.
AUGCCGACGGAAAUCGUGAAAAAUACGUCCAAGACGAGUCUUGGUGAGUCUUACAAUGUCGGUUCUUGUAUCAAUCUCGAUAAGUGUGGAUCGUUUUACUCCAUCGUUUCAGUGACAGAUAUCCGAGAGAGAAAUCUUCCUCGAGUUAGCAUCAAUGAUAUUUACUACUCGGAUAAGUACACGGAUGACAAUUACGAAUACAGGCACGUGAUCUGCCCUUCACAUCUGGGAAAGAAGUUGAAGUCGCUUGGUCUGAUGACGGAAUCCGAAUGGAGACGCAUGGGUAUCCAGCAGAGCGUUGGCUGGGAACAUUACAUGGUCCAUAAUCCUGAACCACACAUUCUCCUCUUUCGCCGAAAGCUAACAAGCGCCGAAGCCAAUAAUAACAAGUGAGAAGCCAACUACGUGAACCUGAUCGCAGCAUCUUCUGUUGGUCAAGAACUACGGUGUCUCGGAAGUUUCUUUCGUGCGGUCUGCGUGAGAUUGUGAACUGAUGAGAUUCCAUUUUUCUGAAAUCCUUUUAUUUUUGCCGAGUGAUAGUCCUUGUUCCGCGCGUUUCGAGAAUGUGAGUCGGUCUUCUGUUCAUACAAGCUUUCUUGCCGAUUUCUCGUGAGGUUUGAUGAGUUUACGCGAAGUUAUGAGGAGAGAUAUUGGAUAUACGUGAAAUGAAUAUCAAUCUUUAGUA